Molecule: messenger RNA, 1497 nt
Organism: Symbiodinium sp. CCMP2592
Lineage: Eukaryota; Dinophyceae; Suessiales; Symbiodiniaceae
Source: the annotation of a GenBank genome assembly
AUGGAUCUGCUAGUGCAGCUGGAUGCUGCAGUCUUGAGUCGGGUUCUGUCAUCGCUGCCACAAAGGCAGGCACUUGCUUUAACCAUUCUCGCGCAAGACUGGCUGCGGCUGGUAGCAGCUCAUCUUUGGCGCUUGGUCGUCAGCCCGGACCUUUCGCCGGGCCUGGCACAAACUGCUGCCACUCACUGCGUUCGGCUGCGUGAAGUCGUGUUUCAGUCCAGUCAAGCUGCUCAAGCUUCGACGGAGCCGGAAGCCAGAGCAUUUUGGCUGCAUGCUGCUGGGAUAUGGCGGAGCUUGCUGACGACUCCGGUUGCUCCUUUGAGGCAGCUGACUCUUCGAGGGUCAGGCGAGGCAGAUGGGAAGAGUGCGGGCCCAUUCCUGGCUGAGCUACCGAAGUCAGCUGGAAACUGCAUGUGUCUCCGGGACUUUCAUGUGGAAAACAUCAUCGACGCCGACGACGGCAUCGUCAAAUUCCUGCUCGAAUUUCUACCACCUUUGCCGCUCACAUCGUUAAGACUGCGAAACUGCAAUUUAAAAGGCUCGGAAGUUAUUGAUUUGUGCCGUGCGCUGCAAAUGGCACCAAUGCUUAACUCCCUUUCGGAUCUCGACCUUUCGCAAAAUGCCAUGUCUGAGGAAGGGGCAGGUGCACUGGCUCAGCUGCUGCCCGGGGUUUCAGAACUCCGAAGCCUGGCACUCUCUGGGAACGGACUUGGUCCUGUGGGCUUAGCAGCGCUUGCGAAUGCACUUCCGCCAUCGCUCAAACACUUGGACUUGUCCCUGAAUGGACUGGGUACAGUGGGGCUUGCAGUCCUGCAGCAAGCGAAUCUACGGCUGGAGUCGCUGAACGUGCGGGGCAAUUGGUUGGGAGCCAGCGACACGGAAGUGCUGCCACGCCUACUGCGGUCAAUGAGCGACAGUAUUUCAAGGUUGGACGUGGGGCAGAACAAACUCGGCCCUGCCGGAGUCAAAGACUUUCUGGAUCAACUCCCGCCCCUACCGAAGCUGAACAUGCUGAGCCUGGCGGAGAACCAGUUCGCAACUGCGGACUUCUCGCCGAGCUCCUUCGGACAGCUUGCGACAUCUGCACCAGGCCUCGAAGAGAUCAACUUGAAUGCAAACUUACUCGGCAGCGACCAAGCAAUGCUCUGCUCUAUUUGUGCAGCUUUGCCGUCAACACUGCGUGUUCUACAUUUGGGUGCUUCGUCACUAGAUGGUUCGAACCUUAUGGUCAUGCUACCUGUCCUCAACCUCCCUUGCUUGGAAUGCUUGAGUCUCGUGCAAGCAAGAUUGGACGACAGAGGCACAGCGAUGCUGGCAGAGUGGCUUCAGAAAAAGCCGUUACCGAAGCUGCAGCAGAUGGACGUCAGCGGAAACCGCAUAACGCGUGAAGCCAUCGCUCAGCUGCAAAACUCUUUGCACACGAACCUCGGCUGCACCAGCGUCGAUCGACGCGCGUGCGCAUUUUUGCACCCAGCAGUCUCGACAGUCAGACUUUAG